UGCGCGUGAACAGGGUGGCUGCGCGAGCUGACGGCGGACGCGCGGGCCGCGGCCGACGCACCCCUCGCACACGGCGCAGGCGCGCGGCGCAGACCGACGCUCACCGGCAUGGAUCGAUGAGAUAAACGCGCAACCCCGCUGCAAAAAUCAAUACCCUUUCCAUCGAUUUUUACAGCCGCAGCCGCCGCACACUAGAUUUGAGGGUCGCACGCGGUGGUUGCGCGCAUUGUUUUCAUAUAUUUCUUUAGCUUUAUAGUUUUCGUAGACGCGACCUCAUUAGGAUUUUAUUGUGUAUGUAAGAAAGUUAUGAACAAAUAGUAAAGUCGUUAUCGUAACCAUUUUAAAAUAUCGAUUUUCCUAAUUUCCGGUUUUUACAAGAUGGAGUGGACGUGAUAUAACGACAAUGACGUCGACGGACACAUAUCAGUUGAAAUGGCACUCGCACAGUUCACAUUUGAACGGGUCCGUUGCGGCUUUGCUGCGCUCGGAGCGGUUCACGGAUGUGGUGCUGUGCACGAUGGACGGGUCUCAAAUCCCGGCUCACAAGUUCAUCCUCAGUUCGUGCAGUGUUUACUUGAGCGGGUUGUUCGAGGGCCAGCGGCAUGUCACGCGGAUGGGCGGUAUGCUUUACGUCGUUCUGCCGUCGGAGAUAUCUACGAAGGCGCUCAAGAUUUUAGUGGAGUAUAUGUAUAAAGGUGAAACAACAGUUUCGAAUGAAGUUCUAGAUACAGUAUUAAAAGCCGGUGAGGUCCUAAAGAUCCGAGGCUUAUGGCGGCAGACGGAUGAAGCUGGUGACCCUCCGGCGGAGAAGACAACCACACAAGUAGCUAGUGUUAACAAACAGCCGGUGAAGAAACCGGAGGACUUACAGCCUAAGAUUGCAGUCAAGAAAGAUGAUAAACUACUUAAGAGUUUUACACCAAUGCAGCAGCAAGGGGUCACAAGACCCAUGUUCAUCGGACCACCCAAACUGGUGUUCAUCAAGACCACAGAGGGAGGCACACAGGCGGCGAUACGAUCGGCCGGGCCUAAGGGCCAAACUAUACUGGUUGCACCCGCGCCCUCCCUGGACACCUCUACCACCUCUGCUACUACUACCACAACCUCCACUUCAAUAGCUAUAGCUUCGACGACGAUAGCGGACGACUCGCCGGACGAGGCGCCGGCGCCGCGCAUCCUGCGCCGGCACGCGGCCGAGCGCAAGUACGGCAAGCGGCAGAAACCCGACGACACCGACGACAAGGAUGCCGACGAUACUGCCUCCAAAAAAUCAACAGCAAGCAACAACGACCCAGACGUGUCUAUAAAGGAGGAGCCGGAAUGGGACGCAUCCAGCAUCGAAGAGGAGGAACGAUCGAUCGCCGAAAUGUUCCAACAAGAGAUGAGCGUCAAACAAGAGCCUGAGGAUCUGGAUAUCGACGAGGAGGGACUGGUGUACAGCCCGCUGGCGUGCGAGCUGUGCGCGGAGGUGUUCACGCUGCCGGCCGCCUGGGUGCGCCACGUGCAGGGCCACGCGCGCGCCGACCACACGCACGCGCGCAAGCGCAAGCAUCGCUCCGCGGUACGUACACCCCUCCCCUCUACAACUACCGGCCAGGUGUACAGCCCGCUGGCGUGCGAGCUGUGCGCGGAGGUGUUCACGCUGCCGGCCGCCUGGGUGCGCCACGUGCAGGGCCACGCGCGCGCCGACCACACGCACGCGCGCAAGCGCAAGCAUCGCUCCGCGGUACGUACACCCCUCCCCUCUACAACUACCGGCCAGGUGUACAGCCCGCUGGCGUGCGAGCUGUGCGCGGAGGUGUUCACGCUGCCGGCCGCCUGGGUGCGCCACGUGCAGGGCCACGCGCGCGCCGACCACACGCACGCGCGCAAGCGCAAGCAUCGCUCCGCGGUACGUACACCCCUCCCCUCUACAACUACCGGCCAGGUGUACAGCCCGCUGGCGUGCGAGCUGUGCGCGGAGGUGUUCACGCUGCCGGCCGCCUGGGUGCGCCACGUGCAGGGCCACGCGCGCGCCGACCACACGCACGCGCGCAAGCGCAAGCAUCGCUCCGCGAGCGAUGACACCGAGGAGACGAUGGCACUACUCCGCUGCGAUCUUUGCCAAAAGCACUUCCCCAACCCCGCCGAGUGGGUACGCCACGUGCAGAGCACCCACACUGAAACAGAAUUGGCCAUAUCAAACAACAGUGCCCCACCAAAACGUCACAAUCGUUUCACAGAGGGCGCGCAAAACAAGACUUGCUCGCACUGCAAGAAAACCUUCCCGUCGCAUGCCUCCAUGCUCAUACACAUGAGGACGCAUACAGGUGAGCGUCCGUUCGUAUGCGGGCUGUGCAACAAAGGUUUCAACGUGAAGUCCAACUUAUUGCGGCAUCUCCGCACGCUGCACGACCAGAUCAUCAGCCCCGCGCUGGUCGAGGGCGAGGCGGACGACGAGACCGAGGGCCCGAGCGAGGUGAAGCGCGAGUCCUGAGGGCGCGGGGGGGCGGGGCGGGGGCGGGGGCGGCGAGGCCGGCGCGCGGUGCCGCCGCCGCCGCCGCGCAAGCAGAGCUACUCGCUGUUCCUCAAGCAGCGCGCCGUGCUCUUCUCCGCCAAGAAGUGGAAGCAGUAGCCCGCCGGACCUGCGC
This is a messenger RNA of Cydia strobilella, 2630 nucleotides long. RefSeq names its product zinc finger protein Xfin. Lineage: Eukaryota; Metazoa; Arthropoda; Insecta; Lepidoptera; Tortricidae. Bases 404 to 2476 code for a protein of 690 amino acids. Gene Ontology annotation, cellular component: nucleus. The transcript is spliced from 11 exons. The record is from RefSeq and is a predicted model, not a curated record. Gene Ontology annotation, biological process: regulation of transcription by RNA polymerase II. Gene Ontology annotation, molecular function: protein binding.